Closterium sp. Yama58-4 is the source of this 807-nucleotide messenger RNA. The record is from the annotation of a GenBank genome assembly. NCBI's taxonomy places the organism in Eukaryota, Viridiplantae, Streptophyta, Zygnematophyceae, Desmidiales, Closteriaceae.
AUGACAGGAGGGAGUGGGGAGAGAGGUGGAGGAGAAGCAGCGGAUAUGGGGCAGGGAGCAAUGGUGCUGGUGGCAGUGAAGCAACUGAGGGAGGAGUCGAAGCAGGGCGAAGAGGAGUUUUUAAAAGAGGUGCUGGUGCUGGGGCGGCUGGCCCACGCGCACCUGGUGCAGCUCUUCGGGUACUGUGUGGACGGAGGGGCGUUCUUGGUGUAUGAGCUCAUGGAGGGGGGGAGUUUGGACUACGCGCUCAUUGACAGUAAGCACCUCUCAACCCCUUUGAAUCCCGUCAAACCCCUUGAAAGUGGAGUUUCUGAGGGAGGUGCUGGUGCUGGGGCGGCUGGCCAACGCGCACCUGGUGCAGCUCUGGGGCUGGCCCAAGCGACUCAAGGUGGCAGUGGAGGUGGAGGUGGCAGAGGCACUCGUAUUCAUGCAUCGCUGCAACUUCAUCCAUCGGGACAUCAUGCCGCCAAUGUGCUUCUCAAGCCGGACUACUCAGCAAAGCUCACGGAUUUCGGCAUGGUGCGGGUGGGUCCGGGCGGUCAACUGCGGUCAAUCGUGUCAACUCGGAUCAUGGGCACCGAGGGAUACAUCGAUCCUACCUAUUUGGAGACUGGUAGGUUUUUUUGUCUGCAUGUGAUCAACGGCGGUCAACUGUGGUCAAUCGGGUCAACCAGGAUCAUGGGCACCGAGGGGUACAUCGACCCCAGCCACCUUGAGACUGGUAGGUUCUUGUGCAGUCAACAAGGGUCAACUGCAGUUAACAAGGGUCAACUGCAGUCAACUGGGGUCAACUGGAGCCAAGAGUGA